GGGUGGAAUGCGUGUGUAUUUCGGAAUUCCGGAUUUAAUCUUCAUUUUGUAUUAUCAUUAUCAGUGUGUGUGUUGUGUUGGAAAACUUUAAAAUAAUGAACUGUGCAAAUAAAGUGUGAUUUGAUUUGUUUCCUUUUUUAAUUGUCUUGAUAAUCAUGCAAAAUGGCCAACGAUUUGUGGUCAUGUACCUGCUGUACAGAGGCUCUGACUUGUUGGCUGCGUCUGAAGCUAUCGCCGGAGGAGAUAGAGCAACGAUAUAGGAGUAAAGAGAUCGACAGAAUACUCGAGAAAGACAAGCAAACUCUGCGGCGGCAGGUGAAGCUGUUGUUACUCGGCGCGGGUGAAAGCGGAAAGUCAACAUUCCUCAAACAGAUGAGAAUCAUACACAAAGUGAAAUUCGAACCGGAACUUGUGCGGGAGUACCAGCAUGUGAUAUAUCAGAACAUUGUCAAAGGCAUACAGGUGUUAGUGGACGCAAGAGACAAACUCGCGAUACCAUGGGAGAAUCCGCGGAAUUUGGAUAUCGGCCAGCAAGCACUGCACUUCAACAGCACGGCGUCGCUCGACAGCCGACUCUUCAUGCACUACGCGCCGCACAUACACUCAUUGUGGUUAGACAGAGCCAUAAAAAGGGCAUAUGACAGGCGAAGAGAAUUUCAAUUGAGUGAUUCGGUGAGUUACUUCUUCGAUGAACUGGAGAGGAUCGCUCGGCCGGACUACGUGCCGUCCCACCAGGACAUCUUGCACUGUCGGAAGGCAACGAAAGGCAUAACGGAGUGCACGAUAAACAUAAACAACGUUCCUUUCGUGUUCGUCGACGUGGGGGGCCAGCGGACCCAGAGGCAGAAGUGGACUCAGUGUUUCGAUUCGGUUACGUCGAUACUGUUCCUUGUCUCGUCGUCCGAAUUCGAUCAGGUGUUAUCUGAAGACAGGAAAACGAACCGGCUCGAGGAGGCGUUAAACAUCUUCGAUACGAUCGUGAACAACGUCAACUUCAAGGGGAUAUCGAUAAUACUUUUCCUGAACAAGUCCGAUCUGUUGGCGCGCAAGGUCGCCAGCAAGGAGACCGACAUCCGCUGGUACUAUCCUCAGUUCGCGGGCGACCCGCACAACCUGCACGACGUCCAAAUGUACCUGCUCAACAUGUUCGCGAACGUUCGGCGCGAACCGAAAACGACGCUGUACCACCACUUCACGACCGCCAUCGACACCCACAACAUCGAGGUCGUAUUCAAUUCUGUCAAAGACACGAUCCUAAAUCGUAAUCUUGAAUCUCUGAUGUUGCAGUGAUCGCGUUUCGCACUAUCUGUUGUAGCGUUGGAUUGUGGCACUCGGGCCGCUGGCUAUCGGGCUUGUGAUCGGAACGUCUUCGUCGAAGUUUAUUGUCAUAUCGAUUUUUCUGUGAUUCGAUAUCGAUUAAUGAAUAUUGAAGAUUAUCGAUUCACAAAAAGUGUACGUUAGAUUGGUGCGUUUAGUCUCUCUAAAACAAUUAAAUGUUUGUUUAGUGAGAUAUCGAAAGUACAAUAACGCAAAUAUCGAUAUCGGGUUAUAUCGAUAGUGUUUUAUCGAUAAUAUUUAAAUUUUGGUGUAAGAAAAUUAAAAGCAUAAUAGUUGGAUUUGUAGCAAAAGACAAAGAAUGUGAUGUUUUAGAAACGCGGGGCCUCCACGAAGGCCUACUAGUGACGGAUGCACGUGGCUCGGCAAGUAUUUAUCGACCAAAUGUAUGAUUUGGUGAACUAUGUUAUAAGAAUUAUUGAUAAUGGAAUAAUUGUAUAUCAUAAUAUUUAUGACCAAAAAUGUAGACUUUGCACACUGUAACUGUAUUAUUAUGGACACACGUUUUGGACAAUUUUACGUAUGUAAUUAAUAUAUACUCGUAUACACACACACACCGAUAGAGGUUUGUUAUAAAACGCUGCACGCGACGGUACCUAUUAUAUAAAUAAAUAUAUAUAUCGGUGAAUUCGAUGUGAUUUAUACACGACUGUAUCUGAAUUCUUUUAAUAGUGAUCGCCAUUGUAUAUGUAAAUUAUUUUUUAGUUAAAAAUAUACCUUAUGCGCAUUGCUAUAAAGUCUCCUUUUGUACAAUAUUUAUUGGCUCACAGUAACGCUGUGCCAAGACAUGGAGAUGUUAGUGUUGUUAGUACAUUUGGCUUGAAAUGUUGUAUUCGUUUAGUCGUAGUCACAAAUGAGAUUGCUCUAUAGGGUGCCACGAAGGUCUAAUUUGUACCUUUGUAUCGGAAGACUUUUUUGAUACUAUUGAUCCCCGUGGGGAAUAAAAUAUGUACAUAUAAAUGAAACAUUGAAUAAUAAUGUUUUGUUUUUUAAAACACUGUGAUCGAAUUGUGUAAAGUAUUAGGCUGUAAACAGCAACGAAUUCCCGUUUUAUUUCGUUGGAUCAUCGCGGAUUUACCUCGUCAGCUCUAAAGUACAUGAAGCUUGAUAAAUUUUUUUGUAUGUUUCAUUUGAUGUUUUUUAUUACAUUUUUCUACGUUCACGAAGUAUUCCGUCCUUUGGCACGAAUCGCAAACGUGUAAUCUCACUAGCGUCUUAUCUCGUAUAAUAUUUUUGUACAAAUUUUUUAAUCUUUUUUUUUUCUUUUGAACGGGCACAAAUUCUUAGGCGACUUUUAUGAAUAGUUCUUAUUAUUAUUUAACUGUAUAUUUUUGAGCGGUUUGAAUAUUGCGUGCGCGGAUGUGUUGAGCAAUGUUGUUUUAAAAAAAAAAUUCGCUAAACAUGUCUUAUCGAUUUUCCAGAGUUUCGAAAAAUCUUUAAAAUGUAUAGCGAAUAGGGCAGUUGUUUAAAAAUACUUUUUCAUUCCUUUCCCUGUUUGGUGAUCUUGAUGAAUUAGAUUUAUUACAUCAUAGUUACAUAUUAUCUCAAUCGAGAAGCUAAUCGGGUGUUUUCUUGAAACCAUUACAUGAUUUUUCGAAAAUCGAUACACAAAUUAUCGAUGUUUUACUUCGUGUACAAUCGAAUACCCAAAACGUUCGAUCAUAAUAAUUAUACUCAUUUAGUACUGAUAAGUUUCGUAAGUGUUUAGUAUAUUUAUUCUAGAUUUUUAUUUACGAGUUUUUUUUUUUAAGUUGAGAAGAAAAUGGGUAUCUAUUUAUUACGUGGAGAUAUUUUUUUAUGUGGUUACUUCGAGGCUAUGUGUAAAUACUUUGCAGUUCAUUUGUCGUAUAUCAAUUGUUCAGUGAAACUGGCAUUUGAACUGGAAUCUGAGCGAGCAACUUAAAUUUAAAAAGUUAACUUCAUCUUUGCAGCAACCACCUAAUUACUAUGUUACAUAACAAUAACAAUAUAGUUGUAGGGUUGAAUUUCCAUAUUUUAAACUUUUGUAUUUGGUUCUAAUGACCCAGGACACAUUUUUAGGAUAUUUUUUUGUACAUAGUAAUUUAUCUGAAAAUUAUAGAAAUCGAGACUACCAGAAAAGAAAAAAAAUAAUACGAAUCCAGCAUUUUUUCUAUAUCGUUAAUGGGGCCAUAAACUAAGGAUUCAGGCAAAAACAUAUUGUAAUUUUUAUUUUUUUUAAUUGUUAUUCAAAUUCUAUUUUUUUCUACGCCAUUCUUUGAAUUUACCGAACAAUAGUAAGAAAAUAAAACGAGAUAUUUAAAUUUAAGAAAUUCUCUUACAUUUAUUAAUUUACUGCCUUUAUAAAAUUCCUUUUAAUUAUUGUUAGGGGGUCAAUUACUACAGAGGUGCUUUUAUAGUACUUACAAAUUUUAUAAAAGAUUCAGUAAAGAUAGCCCAGAUUCCACCUCAAAUGUUUGUUUGACCGGAAUAUUAUUAGUUCGCAUCUAUCAUCAACUCUGAUUCGUUAUUCAGUGUAUUAAUUUCCGUCAAAACAGUGAUUGAUGCAUUUAGUUUAGUGCCAUUGAGUGGUGCGGGCGGUGUUGCCACAAAAUCAUCAACAGUUUUAAUCGAUUAUUGUGAUUGCCAUGUACAUUGACUUUUCGAAUGUUUAGAAUAUAUCUUCAGUUGAUUAAAAUAAUUUAAUUUGUCUCAUAAUGAUUCCUUUUUAUUAAAAAAAAAACAUACUAACAACUUGAUACCAAAGUGUGGAUUAAUAUUUUGUUUCCAAUUUCUAUGUUGUCGUCGAGCGAUUAUUCUGAUAUUUUUGAAGAUGUCUUUUAUUUGUUGUCCGAAACUAGAAUCUUGUGAAUUCAUGGUAAUUUCAGAGUAAUAGGAAUCGAUUUAUUUUAUCGACGAUAUCGAUUUUUAUCGUUUUUGUAAAUUUGUUCUUGUUUUCAUUUUAAAAUGUAGAAAAUCAAUGUUAAAAAAUUCUGCUUAGAAUUAUUCAUAUUUAAAAAAAAAAUAAGUACAAUUUUGCUGUAAGCUGAUUUUAUUCGAAUUUAAGUUGUUUAUGUUUGAUUUCAGUGUUUUCACGUUCAAUUCACAUUCAAUACUCACCGGAGAAAAUAAGUUAUUCGAUUAAAUUAUAAUUAAAAUAUAUUUGUAUCCUCAAAUAAUAAAUAUUACACGGGAAUAUUGAGAUGUACUAUUUAUUCAUUUCUAGCAUACUUUAUCGAUAACCAAUGCUUUAUAAUUCUUGCUCACCGUUCGACAUUAUGCCAAUUGAUUGAUGUUCAAUUUAAGUGUUGUAGUGAUCGGGAAAUAAGUGAACUGGUUUUUUUUUAAAGUCCUCGCGACGUUUUCCUCAUUACUGAGGGUCGUGACUCCCCCGCUGCAUCAGUUUCUCCUGUAAGAUUU
Bombyx mandarina (wild silkworm) is the source of this 4713-nucleotide messenger RNA. RefSeq names its product Guanine nucleotide-binding protein subunit alpha cta (gene cta). Gene Ontology annotation, molecular function: D5 dopamine receptor binding; G-protein beta/gamma-subunit complex binding; GTPase activity. NCBI's taxonomy places the organism in Eukaryota, Metazoa, Arthropoda, Insecta, Lepidoptera, Bombycidae. Gene Ontology annotation, cellular component: cytoplasm; heterotrimeric G-protein complex; brush border membrane. The record is from RefSeq and is a predicted model, not a curated record. Gene Ontology annotation, biological process: Rho protein signal transduction; adenylate cyclase-modulating G protein-coupled receptor signaling pathway.